Aspergillus ochraceoroseus IBT 24754 is the source of this 1273-nucleotide messenger RNA. RefSeq lists its product as uncharacterized. The transcript has 3 exons. NCBI's taxonomy places the organism in Eukaryota, Fungi, Ascomycota, Eurotiomycetes, Eurotiales, Aspergillaceae. Bases 1 to 1146 code for a protein of 381 amino acids. The record is from RefSeq and is a predicted model, not a curated record.
AUGGCGGUAGAUAACAUCCAGCACGCGCAGGCUGUCACAGUGAGUCUGAAGGAGCUACUAGACGGCUCCGUCUCCUUCGUGACCCUCACCGAGGCAUUUGGCCCUUCUUCCCUAGGCAUUAUCAUCGUCAAAGACCUGGACCCUAAAUUCCAAAAGCUACGCGCUCAAGUCCUUUCAAACGCCUCGUAUCUAGCCGCGCUCUCUAACGACGAACUAGAAUCCCUCACCACGCCUGCAGCAAAAUACCUCGUCGGGUGGUCCUGCGGCAAAGAAACCCUGCGGUCCGGCCACUUCGACACCCUCAAGGGCUCCUACUACGUCAACUGCGCCUUCUACCAAACCCCCAAUCUCCAGGGCGCCCCGGCAGACGGUUUCCCCGGGUUCCCAGAGUACACUGCUCCGAAUGUCUGGCCGGAUGCGGCGCGGCUGCCGACCUUCCGACGGAGUCUAGAGGAGCUCUGCGCGUUGAUUAUCGACACGGCCGCCCUCGUCGCCAGGGCGUGUGAUCGGUACGCGCUGCAGAAUAUCCAAGGGUACCAGCGCGGGUAUUUGGAGCAUGUGGUGAGGACGAGUCUCACGACGAAGGCUCGGUUGUUGCAUUAUUUCCCUACUCCGUCGGAACCGACGACAUCUAGUACUGGGGGGAAAGAAGGGGGUGGUGGUGGUGGUGGUGGUGAUGAUGGCGACAUCGAUGACUGGUGCGCUACACACUUCGACCAUGGCUGUCUUACGGGUCUUACGUCGGCUAUGUUUGUCGAUGAGGCUGCGAACCCGCCUGCAUCUGCAGCGUCAGCUUCAGCUGCCUCGUUCUCGUCGUCGUCGUCGUCGUCGUCUCUUCUCCCUGAACUUCCCCACUCCCCGGACCCGAAAGCCGGAUUGUAUAUCCAGUCGAGAACGGGCGAGGUCGUCAAGGUGGAUAUUCCGCGGGAUUGUCUUGCUUUCCAGACUGGUGAAGCGCUGCAGCUGAUUACGAGGGGCAAGUUCCGUGCUGUGCCGCAUUUUGUAAAGGGGGCUAGAGCGUCUGGUGCCGCAAGGAUUGCGCGGAAUACCCUAGCUGUCUUUACGCAGCCGAAUCUAGGGGAGGAGGUGGAGAAGGGGAAGACGUUUGCGGAUUUUGCUAAGGAGGUGGUGGAGAGGACGUAUUAGUAUUGGUAUUAAUCUUAUAUGAUAGAUACCUAGGUACCUACCCAGGUAAACUAUGGGUGUCUAGGUAUAUAUUUAUAUAUAUAUAUAUGUGUGUGUGUGUGUGUAUAAACAGGCCCUUUCCACACCG